This is a messenger RNA of Cydia pomonella (codling moth), 925 nucleotides long. It is a transcript of the gene RpL7, whose product is annotated as large ribosomal subunit protein uL30. Gene Ontology annotation, cellular component: cytosolic large ribosomal subunit. Lineage: Eukaryota; Metazoa; Arthropoda; Insecta; Lepidoptera; Tortricidae. Bases 114 to 905 code for a protein of 263 amino acids. The transcript has 7 exons. Gene Ontology annotation, molecular function: RNA binding; structural constituent of ribosome. The record is from RefSeq and is a predicted model, not a curated record. Gene Ontology annotation, biological process: maturation of LSU-rRNA from tricistronic rRNA transcript (SSU-rRNA, 5.8S rRNA, LSU-rRNA).
AAAAUGGAUUAAAAAUGGCCGACGCAAGAAAUCUAUCUUGUCUAUGAUUUCUGAUCUGUCUUUCUUUUGAUAAUUUGACACACGUGCCGCGUGGAGUUUUACUUCGCAGCACGAUGGUUGCCACAACACAGAAGAAGGCUGCGGCCGAGAAGAAGCCCGUGAAGGGCAAGGAGGACAGCAAGAAGCUGCCUGCUGUACCUGAGUCCGUGCUGAAGCACCGUAAGAGGAGGGACGCUCUCCGCGCUAGACGUGUACAGGUCACGAUCAAGAGGCGUUCAGCAGCCAUCAAGAAGAAGAAGGAUAUCUUCAAGAGGGCAGAACAGUAUGUUAAGGAAUACCGCAUCAGGGAGCGUGAUGAGAUCAGGCUAGCCAGACAGGCGCGCAACCGCGGCAACUACUACGUGCCCGGCGAAGCCAAGCUCGCCUUCGUCAUCCGUAUCCGCGGUAUCAACCAGGUUUCCCCCAAGGUCCGCAAAGUCCUGCAGCUGUUCAGACUGCGCCAGAUCAACAACGGCGUGUUCGUGCGCCUCAACAAGGCCACCGUCAACAUGAUGCGCAUCGCCGAGCCCUACAUCACCUGGGGAUACCCCAACCUCAAGAGUGUCCGAGAGCUGAUCUACAAGCGCGGGUUCGCCAAGAUCAACGGGCAGCGCGUGCCCAUCACCAGCAACAAGAUCAUCGAGGACAAGCUCGGCAAGAACAACAACAUCAUCUGCGUCGAGGACCUCAUCCACGAGAUCUUCACCGUCGGUGACAAGUUCAAGUACGCCAGCAACUUCCUGUGGCCCUUCAAGCUCAACAACCCGACCGGCGGCUGGCGCAAGAAGACCAUCCAUUACGUUGACGGAGGAGACUUCGGCAACCGGGAGGACAAGAUUAAUGAACUCUUGAGGAAAAUGGUCUAAAUAAAUACUUAUUCUAAGUA